Molecule: messenger RNA, 6852 nt
Organism: Hippocampus zosterae (dwarf seahorse)
Lineage: Eukaryota; Metazoa; Chordata; Actinopteri; Syngnathiformes; Syngnathidae
Product: CLIP-associating protein 1-B-like
Exons: 40
Coding region: 808-5436 (1542 amino acids)
Biological process (GO): mitotic spindle assembly
Cellular component (GO): spindle microtubule; mitotic spindle; microtubule organizing center
Molecular function (GO): microtubule binding; kinetochore binding
Source: RefSeq, a predicted model, not a curated record
UGGGAUAAGUGCCCGUCCCUGCCAUGACAUUGAGCAAGCUAUGAUCGAUCUAUCAUGUCUCUGAAGUUGAAUCUCAUUAAUGUCACGAGUUAGCUGGAGCCAAUCCUAACUAACUUUGGGAGAGACCACCUACACGUAUGGCUUGCCAAACACAGGACACAUAUAGAUAACAACAAUUCAUAUUCAACUACUGCACCAUUUAGCAUUUAGUGAGCUGAACUGUUUUUAUUUAUGGAAAAAAAAGCCAAUAUACGCGGAAGUGCGUCCGACGUCAGUGUGAAAGGUCCCUUCCCUCAAAUAGGUCCGACAGAUGGCCAGCCGACAUCGCUGGCCAAAUCUUGCCAGCAGAUGUCGCCCUUCUGCAGCCUUGCGAGCUUCUUUCCCUACGGCACACGAUGCAGGCCAAACUUUUUUUUGCCAUGCAAAUGCAAAUUGUGUUGCUUUUGAAUUUCGUUAACUACCAAAUAAUAAGGAUCAAGGAGACAUCACAGAGUUCGAUUUCUUUCGGGGGGGUUUAAUUAGAUGAUGUGUCGGGCUGCGAUUUGAAUGAACGGAAGCGGUAUCGUUAAGCGGCGUCGCCAGUUCGAAUUUUGGUCCAUCCGGUUCACACAAGAGAAGUAAUUGGACCGUCAAGUGGGGGAUUAUGGCGCUCACGGGGACUCUGCCAGGAACGCCAGCUGCCUCCUUAAAACCGUAACGGGCUUAAAAACACAACCAAGAGACUUGUCAACUAUCAGGCCUUUGUUGGACUGAACGGGGGAAGAGGAGCUUGGUGGAAGUUUGUGUGCGCUCAUCUAUUCCCCUCCAAUGGCUGACGAGGAGGAGGAGGUGAUGGCCACAGAGUAUUUGCUUGAGCAGGUGAUGCUCAAGGACCUGAGCAAGAGGCUACAGGCAGGCCAGGAGAUGGUGGAACUUAUCCUGCAGGACAAAUGUCCACAGCUUGAGCAAGACCAGGGGACCCUGGACAGGAUGGUGGAAGCGUUGGCCAGCUCCUGGGUCAACUCCAGUCACUUUAAGGUGGUGCUGUUGGGGAUGGACCUUCUGUCCGCAUUAGUUAGCAGACUGCAGGAAAAAUUCAGGACGCAGGUUGGAACAGUUCUUCCUAGUUUAAUCGAUCGUCUGGGAGACGCCAAGGAUCAAGUGCGCGACCAGGACCAAGCACUUCUACUUAAGAUCAUGGACCAGGCUGCCAACCCACAGUAUGUUUGGGAGCGCAUGAUGGGAGGCUUCAAACAUAAGAACAACCGCACGCGAGAAGGACUCUGCCUUUGUCUCAUCUCGACCUUAAAUGUGUUUGGCUCGCAGAGCCUGACUCUCAGCAAAAUAGUUCCUCACAUUUGUAACCUCCUGGGAGAUCCCACAAGUCAGGUGCGUGAUGGUGCCAUGAGCUGUCUGGUUGAGAUCUACCGCCACGUCGGUGAGCGAGUACGGAUUGACCUUGGAAAGAAGGGCCUACCUCAGUCAAGGUUGAAUGUCAUCUUCAGUAAAUUUGAUGAGGUCCAGAGGUCGGGGAACAUGGUCCUGUCACCUGUGACAGAUAAAAACUCAGAGGAUGGCGAUUCAGUGGAUGGUGGCUGCUCUUCAUCCUCAUCCAAAGCAGAGUUGUUGGUUGGGAGGAAGACUGUUGUGGGUUCAUUCCGACGCCCCGUCUCCAGCGCCAAGUCAGCAGGGAGAGAUGGGUCCGCUGCCGGCGCGGUGGAUGAGGGUGACUUCUUGCAGGCCUUCGAGGAUGUUCCCACUAUGCAGAUCUACUCCAACAGGGAGGUGGAGGAGGCCAUGGCCAAGAUUCGUGACGUUCUCUCAGAUGACAAACGUGACUGGGAACUCCGAGUUGCAGCGCUGAAGAAGGUGCGCUCGCUGCUGUUGGCUGGAGCGGCAGAGUUUGACGGCUUCCUGCAGCAGCUGCGGCUCCUGGAGUCAGCAUUCAGAUUGUCAGCCAAAGACCUGCGUUCUCAGGUGGUUCGGGAAGCCUGUAUCACUCUGGGACACCUGUCUUCAGUGCUCGGAACCCGUUUUGAUCAUGCCGCGGAGGCAGUCAUGCCGAGCCUCCUGAACCUGGUCCCCAAUAGUGCCAAAGUCAUGGCCACCUCCGGUGUGGCUGCCAUCCGCCUCAUCCUACGACAUACACACUACCCGCGCUUGAUCCCGAUCAUCACCAGCAACUGCAUUUCUAAGUCUGUGGCUGUCAGAAGGCGAUGCUACGAGUUCUUGGACCUGCAACUGAAGGAGUGGCACACCAACUCCCUGGAAAGGCAUGUAGCUGUUUUAAUGGAAACUAUAAAGAAAGGCAUUCAUGAUGCAGAUGCUGAGGUGCGGUCUGUGACCAGGAAGUGUUACUGGAACUUCCACAGCCACUUCAGUCAGGAGGCGGAGCAGCUGUUCCAGUGCUUGGAGUCGUCCUAUCAAAAAGCUCUCCAGGCUCACCUGCGAAGCGGGGAUACCUUGAUGUCACUUCCGCCAUCUGAUCAUUCAUCGUCCUCUUCACAGGAGAGCUUGAAUCGAACUUUGUCGACAAGAGGCACCACUGGAAGAAGCGUGACCAUAUACAAAGCGGCCCAAACCUCCAGACCCCCCACUGGCACCUCCUCUCCCGGCACCCUUCAGCGUUCUUGCAGCGACGUGGAUGUAAAUGCGGCAGCCACCGCCCGCACUCGGAUGCCCACCGUGGCCUCGGCAGUGCAAACUUCGACUUCGUCCUUUAGCUCCGCCUCGGCUCUGCCUCCUGGAUCGUAUGCUUCACUCGGUCGUGUUCGAACGCAGAGGACGAGCACAGGAAAGCGUCCAUCAGUGCCUGACGGUCGGGGCCGCAGCAAAGCAAAGGUCGUCGUUUCGCAGUCUCAACCCAGUAGCAGGUCAGGUUCCCCGGGCCGAAUGCUUGGCUCUCCCCACGGCAGGAUGAUCAGGUUACCUGUGGGCAAUGCCACCACUGCCGCCAGCAGCAGUCUGAGCAACAGUCGGCGCCCGCGAGGCCACCGCAGCCAGGGCUGUAGCCGAGAAACCAGCCCCACCAGAUCAGGCCCCGCACGGAGCCGCAUCCCCCGACCCAGUAUGAGUCAGGGCUGCAGCCGCGAAACCAGUCGCGAGAGCAGCCGUGACACCAGUCCCUCCAGGGGUUUCUCCCCCCUGGACCGUCUGUCUCACCAGGCUCGAAUUUCGGCCUCCGUCAAUGCCAUGAGGAUCCUCAACACAGGCACUGAGGUGGAGGCGGCUGUUGCUGAUGCUCUGCUCUUAGGAGACUCGAGGAGUAAGCAGCGUUCGGUGCGGCGGCACUUUGAAUCGCCGGGUAUGUUCUCUGAUGAUGACGCAAACAGCGAUGCCUCUAGUGCCUGUUCGGAACGCUCGCACAGCUCGCGCAAUGGCGCUGUGCGGCACACGGAGGAUGUGGCUGAAAUUCUCAACCACUGUGCCAGCACCAACUGGUCAGAGAGAAAGGAGGGGCUGCUGGGGCUGCAGAACGUGCUGAGGAGCCACAGAAUGCUUAGCCGCGUAGAGUUGAAGAGACUCUGUGAGAUCUUCACCAGGAUGUUUGCAGAUCCCCACAGCAAGAGAGUCUUCAGCAUGUUCCUGGAGACUCUGGUGGACUUCAUAGUUCUGCACCGGGAAGACCUGCUCGACUGGCUUUUCAAGCUCCUCACCCAGCUGCUGAAGAAAAUGGGUGCUGACCUCCUGGGCUCCGUCCAGGCCAAAGUUCAAAAGGCGCUGGACGUCACUUGUGAUUCGUUCCCAUACGAACAGCAGUUCAACAUCCUGAUGCGCUUCAUCGUGGACCAGACGCAGACGCCCAACCUGAAGGUGAAGGUGGCCAUUCUGCGUUACAUCGAGGCGCUAGCGCGGCGGAUGGACCCUGCCGACUUUGUCAACACCAGCGAGACACGCUUGGCUGUCUCACGCAUCAUCACGUGGACCUCUGAACCCAAAAGCUCUGAUGUCCGCAAGCCUUUUUUUCAUUCACCAAACUCCCAGACCCUUCAUAACUGGGAAGAUUUGUCAGGUCGCGCCAGCACUGUGGCCUCUCUACCUGGAGAGGGCAACCUGGAGGAGAGUUGCAAGCAGGCGGCCCAGGUGGUGCUCAUUGCACUGUUUGAGCUCAACACACCAGAGUUCACCAUGCUACUUGGUGCUUUGCCCAAAACCUUCCAAGAUGGGACCAGCAAGCUGUUGCACAACCACCUGAGGAGCAGCGGUGGCAUCAGCAUGGCAUCUCCCAGUAGCUCGGCGGGUCGAACAACUCCGCGCCACUCCAGCAGUCGCAGUAGCCCACUGACAUCUCCCACCGCCUACUCACAUGGGGGGCUCUCUCCCAGCAUGCUGGAGUAUGACAGUGAGAACCUGAACUCUGAAGAGAUCUACAGCUCUCUGCGAGGCGUCACUGAGGCAAUCCAAAACUUCAGCUUCCGUAGCCAAGAAGAGCCGAUGGAGCCAUACAAGCGAGAUGGAGCACGGGAGACCAUGGUUGAAGGUGGUUCUCCUUCACCCUCUGACCUUAGGCUUUACAGUGAUGUGGUGGAGGCCGGGCGAACAGCCCUGGACAACAAGACUUCAUUACUGAACACACCUUCGCCACGCUCAUUCACGCUGCAGCGUUGCAGAGACUACAACCCGCACAACUAUGAUGUCAUGGAGCUGCGGCUCAAUGGACGCCAGCACGAAUGUGUGGAAAACAAGAUCCAGAACCCCAGAAAUGUCCCAGGAGUGACCGAGCACCUGGUGGGGGAGCUGCUGAAGGGGUUGUCCCAAGGCCCAGCAGGCGAAAGUGCCACUGAGGAGCGGCCCGCUGAGGAGCGACGAGCCACCCUGCUGGAGCUGCUCAAGGUGGCACGAGAGGAUACGCACGUGGUGUGGGACGAGCACUUCAAGACCAUGUUGCUGCUUCUCCUGGAGAUGCUGGGCGACAAAGACUACAUGAUCCGAGCACUGGCCUUGAGAGUCCUGAAGGAGAUCCUGAGAAACCAACCGACUCGCUUCAAGAACUAUGCCGAACUCACCAUAAUGAAGACACUGGAAGCUCAUAAAGACUCCCACAAGGAGGUGGUGCGUGCGGCAGAGGAGGCUGCUUCCACAUUGGCGAGCUCAAUCCACCCUGAGCAGUGCAUCAAGGUCCUUUGUCCCAUUGUGCAGACGGCCGACUAUCCAAUCAACUUGGCCGCCAUCAAAAUGCAGACGAGGGCCAUCGAACGCGUCACAAAGGAGCCACUGCUUCAGCUGCUGCAUGACAUCAUUCCGGGUUUACUGCAGGGCUACGACGACACGGAAAGCGGCGUGAGGAAGGCCAGCGUCUUCUGCCUCGUGGCCGUCUAUGCUGUGAUUGGCGAGGAGCUCAAGCCCUUCCUGUCUCAGCUCACUGGCAGCAAGAUGAAGCUGCUCAACCUGUACAUCAAGAGGGCCCAAACUUCCACCAGCAAUAGCAGCAGCUCUUCCGACAUCUCUUCCUACUAACCUGCUUUUCACUUUUAACACGUUCACUCUGUCAGCACCAUUUUGAUACACUUCCUGGCAUUUUUAUAUUUUUUUGCAUCCUGCUAAUUUACAGCAAAAAGUCAGUGAGCUUUUUUUCAUGCUAUACAAUGGAAGCAGAAGAUGAAUGGCCACGGGCCGCGCGACAAAGUCCCGAAAAGCAGAAGAUGAAAGGCCACGGGCCGCGCGACAAAGUCCCGAAAAGCUGAAACCAUCCACUGACUUCCUGGACGCUAGGAGGAAGGCGUGUCUUCUCAAAGCUGAUUCGCCACAUUGCAGCAGAGGAUCACUUGGCUGGCCAAUGAUUUGAAGCUUAACGGACUUUUGAGACCAACAGUACACAUCUUGGUUUAAAUGAAGCGAAGCACAAUAUUUUGAAGGAGAUUCAUUCUGUUCUUCUGCAUAUAACUAAACGGGACACUUGACUGUCUUCUAGAUUUUCCAGUGAGGAAUCUAUACGCACAUGACAUGUCAUUUUAAUUUUGCUUUCUGGAAGAGAAAAUUAGACAACGCACCUAAAAAUGUGUUUGUGUUUAUCAUAAAUGACGUCGUUCUAUUUCACUAUUUAGAAUUAGACGAUCUCUUGGCGCUCCAUACUGAUCUUGGUCCUUAACAAAACAGAACAGUCCAGUUCCUGUUGAACCACGAAAUUAAGACUACUCUAGAUGUUUUCCAUAUUUCCAAAAAUAUAAACUCAAUGCUCUAAAUUCUACUAAAGGCUGAACAUAUUGCAGACAUUCUUUAGAUGCUUUUCAAAGAUGUUCUAAAUGGAACUUUGACUUUGAAAAACGCAAGGUAGACAAUCGGCAGCUUUAGUGGAAAAGCUUGCUGAUGGUGACAAUGACCUUGAGCCAGCCUGUGAAGGUCAUUGUGGUACCCAUGACCAAUCACCUCCUGUAAUUCCUCACAAAGAUUGUAUUCCUGUUUGGCGGAAAAGAAAUGUGAAACUGAACCACUCAUCCUGAGAAUGAAGACCGAAACUGCUGUUUUGAAUGAUAUUUUGGUGUUAAUGUUUAGUGAGAAAUAGUCCCACGGCAAUCGUUUUGUACAAAUGUGCCUCCGAUAUGCCUCUGUCGUCACACCCUUUUAAGAGACGGGCCUCCCCAUUUUCCAUGGCCUUGUCAGAAGCAGGGCAGUUAAGUUGAAUGUUCACUGUUGUCUUAUACGCGUGCCUUUAGUUAGACACCUCUUUUACUUCAGUCGAACUAAGACCGUCUUGGAGCAAGUGAAUUUGCCAGUGAAGAGAGGUUGUUAGUAUGUCGCCGAUCAAUUCCUUUGAAUGCACCUACACGCAUGCAUCUGCCCGUCACGCAAUACUAUAUUUAUAUUCCGCAGACUGACUGCAAGUAUUUAUGUUACAUCGCAAUUGAGACUUAAAUAAACGAUCAGACAUUGUCA